Molecule: messenger RNA, 1056 nt
Organism: Cajanus cajan (pigeon pea)
Lineage: Eukaryota; Viridiplantae; Streptophyta; Magnoliopsida; Fabales; Fabaceae
Product: isoflavone 7-O-glucosyltransferase 1
Molecular function (GO): UDP-glucosyltransferase activity
Source: RefSeq, a predicted model, not a curated record
AGAGGCCACCUAGUGUCCAUGGUGGAGCUAGGAAAACUCAUCCUCACCCACCACCCUUCCCUCUCCAUCACCAUCCUCAUCCUCACCCCUCCCACCACCACCACCACCACCACCAUGGCCGCCGACUCCAACGCCCACUACAUCUCCGCCGUCUCCGCCACCACCCCCGCCAUCACCUUCCACCGCAUCCCCCUCCGCCCCCUCCCCUCCUCCGACGUGCCCUCCCUCCCCGCUCACCUCCUCUCCCUCGAACUCUCCCGCCACAGCACGCAAAACGUCGCCGUCGCACUCCGAACCCUCGCCAAAGCCUCCAACCUGAAAGCCAUCGUCAUGGACUUCAUGAACUUCAAUGACCCCCAAACCCUCACGCACAACCUCAACGUCCCCGUUUACUUCUACUACACUUCUGGUGCUUCAACCCUCGCGGUUUUGCUUCUCUUCCCAACCAUUCACCGAAACGCAUCCAGCAAAAACUUCAAAGACAACCCCAUGCAGAUUCAUAUCCCGGGGCUACCCACUCUCUCCACAGAAGAUUUUCCUAAUGAAGCCAAGGACCCUUCUAACCCCAGUUUAAACAUGUUCCUUAGCAUAGGGGAAACCAUGAAGGGUAGUGUUGGGAUUCUAGUAAACACGUUCGAAGCCAUUGAGGGUAACCCUAUCAAAGCGUUAACCGAGGAUGAGAAUAUUCCACCGUUGUAUUGUAUCGGACCUGUGAUAUCUUCACCGUGUGGGGAAGAAGACAAAGGUUGUAUGAGUUGGCUUGACUCGCAACCGAGUCAGAGCGUGGUGUUGUUGUGCUUCGGGAGCAUGGGGAGAUUCUCGAGGGCUCAGUUGAGAGAGAUAGGGUUUGGGUUGGAGAAGAGCGAGGCGAGGUUUCUGUGGGUUGUGAGGAGCGAGUGCGACUCGGCGAGUUUGGACGAGUUGCUGCCGGAGGGGUUUGUGGAGAGGACCAAGGGGAAGGGUUUGGUGGUGCGGGACUGGGCCCCACAGGCGGAGAUUCUGAGUCACGACUCGGUGGGGGGGUUCGUGACUCACUGCGGGUGGAACUCGGUGUUG